AUGUAACCAAUUAUCAUCAUUGACUCAAAUUCCGUUUACGAUUGCAGAACUCACAGUUUAAUUAAAUCAUGCAAAUUCGAUAUCAAUGUCAUAUUGGGCUCUUUCAGUAAAACAAUACCAAAAGAUUAAUGGUAGACAAAAAUUAAAACUAUUUCUUUGCUCCUUUUAACUAGAUUUCCAUAAGAAAUCCCAAAAAUAUUUUAGAUACUUGAGGUCUAAGGCAGCAAAACAGAUUUCAUAAAAGAAGUCUAUUCAUAAGAAGAAAUCCAAAAUAUAUUGUAAUUAAUACUAGAAAAUAACGAAAAAAGGUAAUUACCAUAAAAUGAUUAAAAAGUUCAAAAUGAUUCGGCUGAAUUUGAGAAAGGAUUUAUAAAAAAUAAUAUUCCAACACAAAACAUUCCAUAAUUAUCAGAAGAUCUAUAAAGAAAUAUUCCCCUGACUAUAGGAAUCAGUAUAAGUAAUUUGGUUGAAAAUUUGAAAGGAUUUUGCAUUAAGUAUCCUUGGUGGAAUCAAUUUUAUAAGAGAAUUUCAUAAACUAGCAAUGAAACUGAUGCUGAAAACAUUCUUUUUGAAAUAGCCCCAAUUUUAGUCCAAAGAUUACAUGAUCUAAGAAACCAAUCCUAAUUCUAGAAUCAAGAUAAUUCAAUAAAUUAAUAGAAUAGACAGAUGGAAUUUUCAAAAUGCCAAAUGGAAUAGAUAUGUCAAAGAUUGUUAGAAUUAAUUAAUUGUAAUGAUUUGGAUAUUGAAUUUACAGAUGUAAAUAUAUUAGAAGCUGCUGAUGAGCAAUUUUUGGAAUUUCUAUCCAUUCUUUUUUAAGUGCAGAAACAAAUGAUGAAAAUAAAUGCAACCAUUGAAUUAAAUGAUAAUGAAGCUACUUUCUCACUCACAGGAGUCAUAAAAAGAUUUCACAAUUAUUCUUAAAAUCAAUUAUUAGCUUAAUCACACAUGUUUGCAAUUUAAUUGCUUGAAAAUAUAAGAAGAUAAACUUAAAUUACUUAAAGCACUUUUGAAAUUGUUGCAUCUAUCUUAAAGUAAUUGAUGCCUGAUGAUAAUGAACCAUUAAUGCGGAUGCUAGCUGAUCGUAUUGAAUUUAAUAAAUAACUAAGGGAUAAGAGAAAGAUGGCCAAAGAUAUGAAACAAUAAGUAUAAUAAUAAUAAAUGAACUAUUCAGGAAUUAACUCAAAUCAUAACAAAAAGUAAAAAACUAAUCCUUCUAAACAAAAAUAAUUAGAUGACUAUUUAAAAUUAGAAAUAGCUAGAAAUCAACAAAAAGAAGAAUAUUUUCCUAAUAAGAAAGUAAAAAAAGUCACUAAAACAAUUACAGUAGAUACAUCAGAUGAAUCUUACCAAUCAUCCUUCUCCUUCAAAGGCGAAGAAAAACCAUAACAAGAAUAGAAACCAACUUACUUUCCAAAAUUGGGGCAAUCCUACUAGUACCCAUCAGUGAUGUAUCCAUAUUAUAAUCCUUAUUGUUGGUAAUAUCCAUAUUAGUAGCCACUUCAGCAUCAAAAUUAAUUUAAUGAAUAACAAUUAUCAUAAAUUUUCAAUAUGGGUUUGGAAGCAUAUAAUGAUAGAAUUCUUCGAGAUUGA
Molecule: messenger RNA, 1590 nt
Organism: Paramecium octaurelia
Lineage: Eukaryota; Ciliophora; Oligohymenophorea; Peniculida; Parameciidae
Source: the annotation of a GenBank genome assembly